AUGACAUUGUUAUUCGACACAAAAGUGGAAUUUUUAGAUUCGGAUGCUGUAGGCACUAUAGGAUCAUGGCAUUCUCAUGAACCUAUAUUUGCUGUGGCCUCAUAUAAUCAGGAGAGAGGAGGAUCUGUAACAGUCUUUGCGGAUAAUGGAGAGCCUCAACGUGAUGUUAGCUAUCCUGUUCAUUCCACAUCACAAUGUACGGCCAUGGCUUGGCAUCCGGAGAGGGUACUUUUAGUUACCGGUUGGGAAAAUGGUGAUAUACAUGUAUGGUUUGCCGGCCAUCGUGAGUUCGCCAGCGUAAGUGGUCCCCACAAGGCAGCCAUAACAAUGGUGGAGUUUAGUGAAAAGGGUGGACGCAUGGUGACGACAGACACGAUGGGUCUCUUAACAGGUUGGCGUUGUGAUGGACAGUAUCAGUUUUUAACCAUGUUCUCUCAUGAUUUACGUGAUGUUCUAACACUGAUUACAUUUCGACGAACUAUAUGCAGUGAAUUGCGCGAAGAAAUGGUGAAUUUAGCUAAAGCUGCGGUAGCUGGAGAUGAAAAUGCAUUGGACACUUUAACCAAUUGGCGGCCCCGUACAGCUGUUCGUACAGCCACCCAUACGGAUAUAAAGGAUAAUUAUUGUUUUUAUGUGUCCACACAUGAUGGUCGUUUGUAUUACAUAAAUCAAGGUGGCACAUGUGCAGAGGUAUUGAACAAUAACUCGAUUCCCAUUACCCAGAUGUUGUGGCAUCCCAAGAAAGAUGCUGUCAUUUGUUUAAUGGACGAUAUGUCGGUUAUUAUGUAUUUAGUGGAAUCUACAGGAAUAUUAACAGAACUGGAUCGUGUCAAGCUAAGCUCUCCGGUAACUGGUAAAAAAGGAGCUAUAACCUGGACGUCUUCAACGUUGGCCAUAAUUACUGGUGAUCUUUCCGUACGCAUUUGGGACAUAGAAAAGAGCGACAACUAUUUGCUAAAAAUGGAUUUACCAAGCACCAAACCCUCCGUAGAACAUCAGACUACAGCAUCCCAAUUUUUCAGUCACGAUAGCAACGAAAACAGUUCUCUGGCAAAUCACUUAAACGGUACUGGCGGUACUAUUCUUAGACCCAUGAAAAGUACCCAUAAUUCCAAUGAGUACUUCACUUGUAUCACUUAUAUAGCUGACAAUCAAGCUAUAUGUGCUGGUACUAAUUUGGGUAAUCUUUAUACUUGGAAACGUACUUCUGGUUAUAUUUCGACUACACCUGAAAAUAUGUGGAAACUUACUAAUGUUUCUGCCGUUAGAGGUGCUAUUAAACAAUGUUUGUGGGGUUUCAAUGAGUUAGCGAAACCUUGUAUUUUGGUGAAUUGUGUUUCUAAUGUGUAUGUCUUAAAGGAACAACCAUUGCUUUCUCAACACACCCGUGAAAUAUGGGCCGUACAACAGAGUGCUCGCAAUAUUUUCUUAGAGCAUGCUGAUCACAGAAAUUGUGUUGUGCAAGCGGAAUUCAGUGUUACGGUUCUGGCUUUGAAUAAUUCAAAUUUGGCAUUGAGUAAUGGUCGUAGUAUAUCCACAUAUAAUAUAGAUAAAGUCGAUCGUAUACCAGAAUUUGGCAAUAGCCUUGAAUCUACUUCAAGUGACUCAUUGAAAAAUGAUAAAAUUACAAAUCUCAGUGUAAAAUUAUUGCAGACAUUUAAUGCCGAAUGCUUGGCUCUUUGCAUUAAUCAUCAGAAUAUAUUUUGCCUAACGGCUACUGAUGUCAGUGUGUAUUCCAUAGGCGGGGUCGUGCUACACAAGAUCCAAGCUAGUACUACGGAAGGAAAAAUUAUUGGCAUGGAUCUUACAUCGUGUUAUUUUUCAAUAUUUACUAUGAAUGGUUAUAUUAAAACCUUUGACAUAUCUAGACAUGAUCCCAAAAUUUUAUUCCCACCCAAAUCGGCUUACGACCUCUUUGAAGACUUCGGUGAAGUAAUGCAGGUUAAAUGUAAUGCCAGUGGCACUCACUUGGCUUUAGUUAUUGCCAAUCGCAGUUUUAUUCCCAAGCCAGUACUAUAUUGUUGGGAUUUCGAGAAAAAUGUCUUAAUGGAGCAAGAUUUGAUUGAUAAGGAAAAGGAAAAAAGUUCCUGUAUACCAGUUUCUUUAUGGUGGGACAUAGAUGAGCCACGCCUACUGGCCCUGGAAAUUAAAACAAUGCAACAGAAGGUAAAUUCAGAUAAAGCUAAAACUCCGGAGAAUUCUAGUCACUGUGUGGAAACUAGUGUUUGGGUGAUGUUUUAUUCGGAAAAAAACAAGUUAAAUGUAUUGGAAAACAUAGAUUUAGAUGUAGGAGAACAAUUGCUUAAUAUAUGCAUACCUAAUGUGGUAACCAUUGACAUUAAUUUGAUACGCGAGAGACCUUUAAGAGAUUUUAUUGAUCUUAAAGAUUGUGAUCCUUCUACCCGUAAAAUGGUUUUAAACUUUAGCAUGCAUGUGUCAGAAGGUAAUAUGGACUUGGCUUAUCGUAGCAUUAGAUCAAUUCAAUCAAAAGCUGUUUGGUCGAAUUUGGCCAAAAUGUGUAUUGAAACCAAGCGUUUGGACGUAGCCAAGGUGUGCUUAGGUCAUUUGGAAAAGGCUAGCUCUGUGCGAGCAGUCAGACAAGCCCUAGAAGACGAUGAUUUGGAACAAGAAGCCAAAACGGCUGUAUUAGCUGCGGAAUUGGGCAUGACUGAAAAGGCUCAAGAAUUAUUUCGUAAAUCUGAAAGAUAUGAUUUAUUAAAUAAACAUUUGAGAUCGUUGGGUAAAGUGGAUGAAGCCAUUAAGUUGGCUGAAACGCAUGAUCGUAUAAAUUUGAAGAACACAUACUUUCAAAAGGCCACAGAAUUAAGGGAGAAUGGUGAUAUUGCAGGUGCUUUACAAUUCUAUGAGAAAACACAAAAUCCGGUGCAAAAUAUCACAAAAAUGUUGUUGGAAAAUCCAGCUUCAAUGAAGCGUUACAUGCAAAAUACGACUGAUCCAAAAAUGCUUAAAUGGUGGGGUCAAUAUGUGGAAAGUUCAGGAGAUAUGGAUGCUGCUUUGAUCAUAUAUCAAAAAGCAGAAGACUGGUAUUCUCAGGUCAAGAUACUCUGUUACUUGGGAAAAAUAUCCAAAGCUGAUGCUAUUGCCCGUCAAUCUGGAGAUCGUGCUGCUUGUUAUCAUUUGGCUCGUCAUUAUGAAAAUGUUGGCAAAUUUCAAGAUGCUAUAAUGUUCUAUACCAGAGCUCAAACCUUUAGCAAUGCUAUACGCAUAUGUAAGGAAAAUGACUUUCAAGAUGAACUUUGGACAGUGGCCAGCUCCUCCCGAAGUCGUGAAAAGGCUGUAGCGGCAGCUUAUUUCGAAGAAUGUGGCUCUUACAAAAGAGCCGUCGAACUAUAUCAUCGAGCUGGUAUGCUACAUAAGGCAUUAGAUAUGGCUUUUGAAUCGGAACAACCUGAUAUAUUGGAAAUAAUUGCCUCUGAAUUGACAGCAGAAUCCGAUCCCGAGUUAAUACAACGUUGCGCUGAAUUCUUUAUGAGUGUGGAGCAACACCAGAAGGCGGCUUUUCUGUUAGCUAAGACAAAACAAUUGAAGAAAUCCAUACAAAUCUGUGUAGACAAGGGAGUACCAGUGACCGAAGAUUUAGCUGAAAUGUUAACGCCCACUAAAGGUGAAGUCGAUGAAGAAUCACGCGUUUAUAUUUUGACCCAAUUGGGAGAGGUGUUGCAGCAACAGGGUGAUUAUCAUACAGCUACAAAGAAAUUUACUCAAGCUGGCGAUAAAGUAAGGGGCAUGAAAAGCUUGCUGAAGUCGGGCAAUACCGAAAAGAUAAUCUUCUUUGCCAAUAUGUCGAGACAACAUGAAGUUUAUAUAAUGGCUGCUAACUAUCUGCAGGCACUUAAUUGGCAAGAUGAUAACAAUAUAUUGAAACAUAUUGUUACAUUCUACUCCAAAGGUCAGGCUUACGAUUCAUUGGCAAACUUUUAUGCCAUCUGUGCUCAAAUAGAAAUCGAUGAAUACCACAAUUACGAGAAAGCUUUAAAGGCCAUGCAAGAAGCUCAUAAAUGCUUGGAAAAAUUGGGUGGUCAUACCCAGCAGGCCAUUAACAAUCUACAGCGGACUAUGGUUGAAGUCAAAAACAUUUUGGAUUUACAAAAUGCCUUAGCAAAUGGUGAAAAUCAAGCGGUAAUAUCUGGAUGCCGUAAUAUGCUGAUCAAACCAGAAAUGCCGCCUAUACGUCAAUCGGAUAUUAUAGCUUUAAUGGUACGAGCUCUGACCUAUACCAAACAGUAUAAUGAAGCGGCCAAGGCAUUGAAAGAAUUGGUAAUGCGUGAACCAAACUGGAGCUCUUCAGGUGUGCUGGAAAAGUCAUUGGUGCAAAAAAUCGCCAACGAAUGUAAUCUAGAUUUUAAUAUGAUAUGGAAACCAAUGCAUGGCUCAGCAGCUAUUAGUGGCGAAGACAGUGAUGAUGAUCACGAAGACAUACAGGAAGUUUUACGUUAAUUUGAAAUUUAAUUAUAUUAUAAGUGUAAUUUUGUAAAACUUUAAUGUUAUUAUGAAAGGUUACGAAUAUGAUAUUUGAUCUUUGUGAUAAUAA
Molecule: messenger RNA, 4552 nt
Organism: Calliphora vicina (urban bluebottle blowfly)
Lineage: Eukaryota; Metazoa; Arthropoda; Insecta; Diptera; Calliphoridae
Gene: rempA
Product: intraflagellar transport protein rempA
Exons: 8
Coding region: 1-4458 (1485 amino acids)
Biological process (GO): intraciliary retrograde transport
Cellular component (GO): ciliary basal body; axoneme; intraciliary transport particle A
Molecular function (GO): protein binding
Source: RefSeq, a predicted model, not a curated record